Aureobasidium melanogenum CBS 110374 is the source of this 759-nucleotide messenger RNA. RefSeq lists its product as uncharacterized. The record is from RefSeq and is a predicted model, not a curated record. NCBI's taxonomy places the organism in Eukaryota, Fungi, Ascomycota, Dothideomycetes, Dothideales, Saccotheciaceae. The transcript has a single exon. The coding region runs from base 1 to 759 and encodes 252 amino acids.
AUGGAUUCAGCUUCAUCUGUUUCCACUUCUUCUUCGGAGCCCCGUUCUCCUAUCACCACUCCCAGCACCACCCCACCAGCUUCUCCUGCUGCUGCUGCUGCUGCUCCUGAGCCUGCUGCCGCUCCUCUGCCCCUGUGCCAGGAGCGUCCAGCACCAGGCACCUUCAUGUUCCUGCCAACAGGGGCGCCUUGGAUGAACGAAUCACCCGACGUUGAAGGCGGCGAUCCAACAGGUCAUCCUGUCCUGAUUCUCCCAGCCACAAACGAUGAUCCCGAGAUGGCCCGGUUCCUUUUUACCACCACGAAGGACAUCAUGGAAAAUUGCAAGGCCAGGAGCUGGGGGGAGAACUACCUUCCCCUUGGGAACCAGGAGCACCCCUGGCGCGAGCCUGUCGCUCUAUGCGGCUCGUUUCCCAGGCCGACAAGCCUGAACAUCACCAGUAAGUACAAAGUACCCUGGAGAUGCCUCGAGAGCCUCGCGGUCAACAGUCCUGGUAUGCCCGCACCAUGCCUGUCGCCACAAGGCCUCGAGAAGGUCAACGAGUUUGUCAACUGUUCUCACGUUGACAAAGAUAUUCCUUGGAUCAGAAACCGGGCUGUCAAGAACACUCGCACUCGUUGGAUCAACCAGGCUCCUGUCACUCCAGCCAAGCGUGACGACUCGGUCUCGUUCACGUUUGGUCCCGCUACCCCUGGAUACAUGCGUCGCCCGUAUUCAUAUCCGGCACAUAUCAAUCAACCAUGGAGACUAAACUUAUAA